AUGCCACCCCCCCUCCCCUCCCACCACCGCGGCAUGACCGCAAACCCAGUCCGACCUGGCCGCUACCGACCCGGAAAAGCCGUCGCCGAGGAACCGUCCUCAUCGGAAGAAGACGACGACGACGACGACGAUGCCGCAGAGCAGGAAAAGGCGCGGAUAGAGGAACGGCGCAGACAGGAGCGGUUGCGCAGGGAGCAGGCGAGGGCGCCGGCGCCGAAGGCGAGUUCGUUUCCGGCGGGCGCUGCGGUGUCGAAGGGGAAGAGAUUGAAGGUUGAGGAGGAGGAGGGAGAUGAUGAGGAGGGGUUUGUGACGGAAGAUGAGGAAGAGGAUGAGGCAGAGGAAAAGGUGGCAUCUCGUGUUGCAGGCGACAAUGUGGGUGCUACUGGUGCUGCUGUGCCUAAGAUUCUGGGGAAGAAAGAAGAGAGUGCAGAGGAAGAAGAAGAAGAGGGAGGAUCGGAAGAGGAAGAAAGUUCCGAAGAAGAGAGCAGUUCUGAAGACGAGGCCCCCCGACGAGUCCUCCUACGACCUACAUUCAUCAAAAAAGACAAUCGGAAACAAGUGCAACACGGACAGGUACAAGGACCAGGAGCAGGAACGAGUGACACCCCCGCGGAUGCCGGCGCCGACCCCGAAGCCCAGAAAGCGCAACGACAAGAAAAAGCCGACAUGUUAAUUCGCGACCAACUCGAGAAAGCCGCCGUCGCUCGCAGCACGGCGAACCGGGCCUGGGACGACGACGAGCUCGAGUUUGCCGAAGAAGGAGCAAUCGACGAUAAAGACGGGGUGGAUCCCGAGGCCGAGUACGCCGCUUGGAAACUGCGCGAGCUGAAGCGCAUCAAGCGCGAGCGCGAGGCGAUCGAGGCCUCGGAGAAGGAACGCGAGGAGAUCGAACGCCGCCGGAACCUGACGGCGGAGGAGCGCGAGCGGGAAGACAACGAGUUCAUCGCGCAGCAGAAGGAAGACAAGGAGGCGAACCGCGGACAGACCGGGUUCAUGCAACGCUACUUUCACAAGGGAGCCUUCUUUCGCGACGACCUGGAGCGCCAAGGGCUGGAUCAGCGGAAUGUUAUGGGCGCGCGCUUUGCGGACGAGGUCUCGCGCGAGACUUUACCGCAGUAUAUGCAGAUUCGAGAUAUGACGAAACUCGGCAAGAAGGGCCGCACGCGGUACAGGGACCUGAAGUCCGAGGAUACGGGCCGCUUUGGCGAUGGCUUUAGCAAUCGGUCUCGUCGGUACGAGGGUGCUCCGGAAGGCGUCACGGACGAACGGUUCAUGCCUGACCGCCGAGAUGACCGUCCGAGAGGUCCUACGGGAGCGAACGCGGGCCCUGUCCGCGAGAGGCGCAGGUCGAGGACUCGAUCGCGAUCCCCUCGACGAGAGCGCAGAGAUCGCUCGGGAGAUCGAUAUCGGCCUGACGACAGCCAUCGCCGGAAACGAAGUCCCUCGCCCUAUGAUGACCGCGAUAAACGGAGACGAGUGGACAGUGAUUCCUAA
Molecule: messenger RNA, 1494 nt
Organism: Aspergillus affinis
Lineage: Eukaryota; Fungi; Ascomycota; Eurotiomycetes; Eurotiales; Aspergillaceae
Product: microfibrillar-associated 1 family protein
Exons: 1
Coding region: 1-1494 (497 amino acids)
Biological process (GO): mRNA splicing, via spliceosome
Cellular component (GO): U2-type spliceosomal complex
Molecular function (GO): RNA binding
Source: RefSeq, a predicted model, not a curated record